Molecule: messenger RNA, 2068 nt
Organism: Musca domestica (house fly)
Lineage: Eukaryota; Metazoa; Arthropoda; Insecta; Diptera; Muscidae
Product: monocarboxylate transporter 9
Exons: 7
Coding region: 291-1946 (551 amino acids)
Biological process (GO): transmembrane transport; monocarboxylic acid transport
Molecular function (GO): monocarboxylic acid transmembrane transporter activity
Source: RefSeq, a predicted model, not a curated record
UUUAGAAUUCAUUUGAAAGUCUAGUGAACAACACUAUCUUCUGCGGCAUUCGCAAAAAAAAACACAUGUUUAUAUAGUGCCUUUUAAAGUUCAUCUUCGGAGACAAAAUUAAAAUUAUAAUAAUAGUCGCAAUAAUAAAAUAAAAAGAUUACCGAACGAAUUUAAAUAAACAUUGUAAAAAAACUGAAAUAUAAACAAACAAAAGUGUGAAAUAUCAAAACAAUCACUUAAACAAUUCCGACUUCGUAUACUAUAUAACAUUUGUAAAGCAAAUAUUUACUUUAUUCAAAAUGGACGUGGCCUCGGGAACAAUUGUUCCUCCUGAUGGUGGCUGGGGCUGGGUUGUGGUGGCAGCAGUGGCUUUAAUAAAUAUGACAAAUCAGUCAAUCUUAUCAGUGUUUGGUUUGCUUUUUGGUGCCCAACUAAGGGAUAUGCAGCAGGAGACCUUUACUGCAGCUCUUAUUACAAAUCUAAACAGUUUGGCUUUGAACUUUUCGGGCUUAUUCAUUGGACCUGCCAUUAAGAGCUUUAAGCCACGCAAUGUGGCAAUUUGUGGCUGUGUUAUGGUGUCCUUUGGCCUAAGUCUAUGUGCCUUUGCCACAGAGGGUUGGCAUUUUAUUGUGGGUUAUAGUUUAUUUGUUGGUUUGGGUCUGGGCCUGAUAGCACCCUCAACAUUUAUGGCCAUUAAUUCAUACUUUACCACCAAACGGGGUCGUGCUGUUGGUGUCUCCUUGGCUGGAGCUGGUCUUGGCCAAGUUUUCAUACCCCACAUUGUGAGAUUUUUCCUGGAUAACUACGGGUUUCGUGUUGCAGUUCUGGCAAUGUCAAUGCUUUCGCUUAUUGGUUUAAUUGGUGCCCUUCUACUGAAACCAUUAACACCAAGCAAAACCGAAUCGAAUACAACGCACAACAAUCGUAAACAUUUUACAAUAAUACCACGCUCCACCGUCGGUGCAGACAAAGCAAAAGUUCAACGUGAAGAUUCGGUCAUGGAAAUUAAAAUUGUCAAUAAUGAGCCAGAAAUGGAUAAACAAAAAUCCCAGGAAGUUUCUUUGUUACCACGACAAAAUAAUGUUGAAAUAUACAAAGCAACGACACUGCCUUUGGAAAAAACCGCUAGGACAACUAGCUGCUGUGGCAGUGAUUCGUUGUUGUGUCGCAAAUUGUGUCAACGUGUUAUAGAAGCAAUGGAUUUGGAAUUAUUAAAGGAUCCUAUAUUUUUAAGCAUAAUUAUUGGCAUGGCUUUGGUCUAUACGUCAACAAUCAAUUUUACAAUGAUAUUUCCCAGCUUUUUACAGGACUCUGUUGGUUACACCACAAAAACAACUGCUACCUGUAUGUCAAUAAUGGCUGGCGCUGAUAUCAUUUGCCGUCUUUUAUUGCCCUGCAUAACAGAUAAAUUGAAAAUACCUUAUCGUGUUAUUUUCUUAUUGGGCACAGUGGGAUUGCUCAUAUCCAGAGCCGCUCUUGCCGAAUCCGUUGAUCUUACCAGCAUUAUUGUUAUGUCCAUUUUUACUGGCAUGACAAAAUCUGCCACAGUACUCAACAAUAAUCUUACAAUCUCUGGGCAUUGUAAGCCUGAAAAAUUGCCCGGUGGACUUGGUCUAAACAUGAUUGCCAAAGGUGUUCUAGUCAUAAGUGUGGGUCAACUUUUGGGUUGGGUCAGAGACUUUACCAAAUCCUAUGUUUUAUGUCUACAUGCACAAAAUGCUUUGUUAUUGUUUGUGAUUUGUGUGUGGACACCUGAAAUGUUCUAUAGAUAUCGUUUAUAUCUAAAAGAGAAACGUCUUCAGAGGCUACAAGAAGGAGAAGAGACGCAUACAAAUGUACAGUCGUCGCAACCUUUAAGCUCUGACAUUGAAGCCGAAGCAGAACAGCAAAGCCUGAAUACACCGCCAACAAUAGCAACAACAACAAUAACAAAACCAAAGCAAAUUGACUGUUAAAUAUAUAUUUCAUAAGCAUAGGAAGAGAUCUGAAAAAGCAUGAAUUUAUUAAGAAGGCAUUUUUUAAAGUAUUAUUAGACGAUAAGUUGAUUAGUUUAUAUAUGUAUAGCAUUCAGAAAUAA